Molecule: messenger RNA, 570 nt
Organism: Drosophila biarmipes
Lineage: Eukaryota; Metazoa; Arthropoda; Insecta; Diptera; Drosophilidae
Exons: 2
Coding region: 90-437 (115 amino acids)
Source: RefSeq, a predicted model, not a curated record
ACAUUUGGCUAACUAUAAGCGUUAAACGAGCAUCAACUCACUCAGUUCAUUUAGGUUAAAUUCGGUUUAGUUUACACAGUCUUACAAAAAUGGUAGACUCUAAAGGCAACUCAGAAACUUUUAUGCAAAGGGUUCUGGGCAUUCUCUCCGAAAAUACAAGCUCCAAGGGCGAGAUGCCUAUGGUCAGCAGAUAUUUCUGCCCGGUUCUUCUGCUCGUCAUUUGGAUGGUCUCCUUAAUCCCAGCCAUUUUAGUUUGUGUUUGCUUAUGCUGCAAGUUUGUGAAGUCGGAAAGUAUCACAAGCUACGACUCAAACAGCUUUGAGGUGCAGGAGGUUCGUGUCCUGGAGCCCACCUUCAAACAUGUCAAGGGAUGUGCAUGUUUGGAGUGUCUGCAUCGUCAACUGGCCCAGGAAUUGGACAGGAAAAGUGUAAAUUAAACUAGACACUUUGUUAUUUGCCGUACAAAGUCGUGUUUAUUGUGGUAAUAACAAAAAAUAUUUACGGAAUUUUUUAUUCCCUUUCCGUAAUUAAAGCUUUGGCACUUUAAUAAAAUAUACUUUUAAGAUCCUU